AUGUGUUCUGGGAUUGUUGUUAUUUUGCCAAUGUGGGUCAGCAGAAGACUCAUGGUUGAGUUGUAUUAUUUGCUGCAGGACAAAGCCACUGACCAGUUGACCAACUGUGGUUUUGUACACUCCAACAAAAUAAUGAAUAUCAAACCUUGUGGUCAAGCGUUGUACAUCACAGUUGUGUCCAAGUUGUACCAGGUUCAACAUCUGCCAAACUUGUCAGGUUUAACAUCUGCCAAACUUGUCAGCGUGCUAGUGGCUUCCAACGACAUUGUAAAAAUCUCUGAUUUUGGCACAAGUCGUGAAUGGAAUGAGAAGAGCACAAAGAUGUCAUUUGCUGGCACAGUGGCAUGGAUGGCCCCGGAGGUCAUACGCAGCGAAAUGUGCAGCGAGAAAGUGGACAUUUGGUCUUAUGGUGUUGUAUUAUGGGAGCUGCUGACUGCUGAAGUGCCCUAUACGGAUGUGAACUCAUCUGCCAUCAUUUGGGGAGUGGGCAGCAACUGUCUCCAUCUGCCCGUGCCCAGCACCUGCCCAGAGGGUUUCAAGCUGCUCAUGAGGCAGUGCUGGAGCGCCAAGCCUAGGAACAGGCCAUCCUUCCGGCAGAUUUUGAUGCACCUGGAGAUUGCCUCGUCAGAACUGCUGAGCUACUCCAGGGAGGAGUUUGCUGAUUCACAGUCUAUAUGGAGGACAGAAAUCCGAGAAAACUUCCAGAAAAUGAAGGCUGAAGGUUCAAACCUGCCACAGUUGGAGGAGGAACUGAUCAAAAGGAGGAAGGAGGAGUUACGGCAUGCGCAGGAUGUACGUGAGCACUACGAGAGGAAACUUGAGCGUGCCAACAACCUGUACAUGGAGCUGACAGCCUGCAUGCUGCAGCUGGAGAAAAGGGAGAGGGAACUCAUCAAAAGAGAGCAGCAGCUUACAUUGUACAAUAAACGCAGGAAAAGCAUAGUUCGACCAAUCAUCAAAGCCCAGGAGAAAUUGGAUAGGCUCGCAAAAAAACGUAUUCAUAGAUCAGGUUCAGAGGUCACAACACCCGACUCCAUGAAAAACACAGAAGGCAGCAUGACAACAAGCUCGGAGCUGGUUCUACCCUCACCCACCAAGAUGAGGACGCGCAAGUCUCGACAUCGUCGCAAUAACAGCCGAGGCUCUAUGAAGGACAUUGCCUCCCCCAUCAAGUCCCCCUCGCGGGACCACGAAGCCAGAAAUGCUGAAGCCCUGAACCCUGCUGGCCUACACCACAUAGAGCACCCGCAGUUCCCCGGUACUUUCAAGUACCUGGGGCCGGGGACAGCCAUCAGGGAGUACAGGAGCGAGGACGAGGUGGACGGCUGUGAGAUGAGGAUCUCUCACAUGGAGAACAACAUCAAAAACUUUGGCUGCGACGGCGGGUGUAGUGACGCCACGUGCAGCAGCAAAAGGUCGUCCCAGGUCAGCGCCGAUGUUGAGAGCACCUGUGAUUUAUCUCCCCUGUCUAGCCCCAAACACCAACCGCUUGAAACAAUGAGCGAGAAAUCAUCUCCGGAUGUUGACUCGUCUCGUCAUGAAACCGGCUCAGGGUCAUGUUCAUGCUCGCCCAUGGCAUCCCCAGCUGACCUUCAACCCCAGACGUACACAGUCCGAGAAAAAGACUCGAAUGAAAAUUUAAAUUUCCCGGAGAGCAGCACGAACUCUGUCAGCUCACAGUUGAACUCGGGCGUCAUCCAAACGACGACGUCACACACCGACUGUGACACCAUCAACACCAGUCUCACACAACAGACUCUCACAAACUCCACCAACCACCAUCUUGUACUUAUGACCUCGCAGGGGUCGGGGGUCAAACGGGUUCACAGCAGCCAGGAUAUGAGCAGGAGACACAGGAGCCCGUCCUGCCGGAGGAGAAGCUCUGACAUCUUUGAGAACUCUGGCAGGUGUCAGGACAGGUACGAGGACAGCCAGGCGGGGACGGAGAGAGCUGGACAAAAUGUGGACGGUGUCCUGCAGAAAAGGGAGGCAAACAACUCCUCUGUUAGAUUCAGAAACACCAAGCACUCUGAAGAAUCCUGGUCUGAAGAAGAGGAAGGGGAGGUGAGUGAUGACGAGACACCUUGUCAUCCCCCCUGCCGCCAGUCCUUCUCCACCCUGAGCUCUGAAGGUGUCUUCUCAGAGGAGGACAUCAGUGACAGGUCAGGCAACCAAGAUGGCAGUGGUGACAACGGUCUGCUGUCCACUGGCAGUGCAGAAAAUCUGCAAGCGGAGCUGACCAAACUGACCUAUAUACCAGAUGGUCUGUCAGACAGGGAGAAAACUGUCAAGAAGAUGAAAAACAAAGUUAACUCCCCUGAUAGGAUGAAAUCUGAGACGGACACAAGUUCGGACGAGUGUUCCGAUAUAACAGUGUCAUCAGCUAUACACAAAACUAGGUCUGUAGAGAGUAGCACCCACUGGUAGCCAGCCUCCUUCUAUGUUCUUCAGUCAUCUUCUCAAAGUCAUCUUCUCAAAGUCAUCUUGAUGUCACUAGCUUCACAUCAUCAGUCAUCCAACAUGAACCAUCAGUCACUCAACACUGAGUGAGUCAUUCAUCUUCGCCUUGUGUAGAAGCAAGACAAAAUUUGUUCUACCAUUUACCUCAGAUAGACUAGGAUCAGGGCCAGAAUAGACAGGAUUUUCUGACAGCUGUACAGGAAGGUCAGGGCUAGUCAGUUGCUGACCACACAAACUUGGGUGGGCAAGGACACAGUGAGUCAGUGGUUCACACAGAGAACGGACACAUUGUGGACACGUGUCAGUCCCUAACUGACAUAGGACACACAUCUAGUCACUAGCUCGCAUAUUAGGACACAACUAGUUAGUUAUGAAAUAAUGGAUGAACAAAUGUCUACAAUUAUUUCAAAAUGUGUUCUGGGAUUGUUGUGAUUUUGCCUACGUUUUGGUCAGCAGAAGACUGAUGGUUGAGUUGUAUUAUUUGCUGCAGGACAAAGCCACUGACCAGUUGACCAAUUGUGUAAGUGACCUGUCUAAAAUACUUUACAAACAUUUGGUAAUGUGUCAGAUUCUCAGUGGAUAUAGGAGAAGCUAAGUUGGAUAUUUGGAGCUAAACUUUUUCUGUGUUAUUCUUCACUCUAAGGAUUUGACCUGUUGAUGCUGUGUAGUUCUCUACUUCCUGGAGUUUAAAUUUGUGGUGAGAGUUGUUUAACAUAGAAUGUUAACAUUAUACAUGUACUAGCUAGAUAUGUGAAUUAACCUUACAGAUGUUCUAGCUAGAACUGUGAAAGUUUUAAAGAUGAGAUUCACAUUUUCCCUUAUCAUGUUGAACUGUUUUCUUCACUAUAAAUGUGGGGCUUGACUUGCUCUCAUUCAAGUCAUAGCACUUGGUUAUUUUACUCUCAAACCUCAUGACAUGUGUUUUACAUGGAGUUGUGGGACUUGU
This is a messenger RNA of Physella acuta, 3406 nucleotides long. Its product is annotated as mitogen-activated protein kinase kinase kinase 13-like. Lineage: Eukaryota; Metazoa; Mollusca; Gastropoda; Physidae. Gene Ontology annotation, cellular component: cytoplasm. The record is from RefSeq and is a predicted model, not a curated record. Gene Ontology annotation, biological process: protein autophosphorylation. Gene Ontology annotation, molecular function: MAP kinase kinase kinase activity; ATP binding.